Messenger RNA from Panicum virgatum (switchgrass), 3368 nucleotides. Its product is annotated as glutathione S-transferase TCHQD-like. The transcript is spliced from 4 exons. Lineage: Eukaryota; Viridiplantae; Streptophyta; Magnoliopsida; Poales; Poaceae. The coding region runs from base 174 to 971 and encodes 265 amino acids. Gene Ontology annotation, molecular function: glutathione transferase activity. The record is from RefSeq and is a predicted model, not a curated record.
AAGCGCACGCCGCCCGCCCCGCCCAGCCCAGCCGCCCAGGACGGCAGCGGAGCCCCCCCAACCCCAAACCGCACCAGCGCACCAAAAACCCGCCCGCCCGGCCGCCAGCGUCUCGUCGCCGGCCUUCGCGAAGCCUCUCCAGCCCCUCCGUCUCCGUCUCGCGGCCUGGAGCGAUGCAGCUAUACCACCACCCCUAUUCUCUGGACAGCCAGAAAGUGCGGAUGGCGCUGGAAGAGAAGGGUAUCGACUACACCUCCUACCACGUCAACCCGCUCACGGGCAAAAACAUGAACGUGGACUUCUUCCGCAUGAACCCCUCCGCGAAGCUCCCUGUCUUCCAGAACGGCGCUCAUGUCAUCUAUCGUGCCAUCGACAUCAUUCAGUACAUAGACAGACUUGCGGUGCAUUUGAGUGGCGAGAUCCCCCCUGUGAAUACUGUGGUUCACCAUUGGAUGCAGAAAGUUGAUGCUUGGAAUCCCAAGAUGUUCACCCUCACACAUACCCCGGUCAAGUACCGUGCGUUUGUCUCCAAGUUCAUAAGGCAGGUGCUGAUUGCUCGCAUGGCUGAAGCCCCUGAUCUAGCUAGCAUGUACCAUGUCAAGCUCCGUGAGGCUUAUGAGACCGAGGACAAAGUAAAGGACCCUGACAUCAUGAGGCAAAGUGAGGAAGAACUGAGCAAACUCCUUGAUGAUGUUGAAGUGCAGCUCAGCAAGACCAAAUACCUCGCUGGCGAUGACUUCUCACCUGCUGAUUCGAUGUUCAUCCCUAUUCUUGCGCGUAUAACUCUUCUGGACCUUGAUGAGGAAUACAUCAACUGCAGACCCAAGAUACUUGAGUACUACAAUUUGGUGAAGCACCGGCCAAGCUACAAGGUUGCCAUUGGCAAGUACUUCAAUGGGUGGAAGAAGUACCGGACUCUCUUCAAGACAUCAUUCUUCCUUUGCGUUCGAACCUUGUUCAGGAGGCCUUAAUACUGGUUGGCUUUUUAGAUAAACAUGAGAUCUCCUGCACUUCUCUACGUUUACAAUGCAGGACAGGGCCUGGCAAGUGGCAACAAGCUAUAAUGACGCACCAUGGGGACAGGUCUGUACUUUGCUUUCUCUACAUUUAUCCAGAGUGCGCUACAGGCCUAUACAUACCUCGGAGGCUGGCUCUGUUCAACGAUUCAAGGUUCUUGCUUGGGAGAAUAUGGAUGUUGUAGGACUUGAGAGCAAGUUGGGAAGAGGAAGAAAGAGAGGGCCUAAGAGCAGUGGGAAUGGGAACAUAGAGGAAAGCCCAACCUGUUCGUUUUCUCCUCUGGCAGCAGAGGUGGAAGCUAAUCUUGGUUCGGUAUUUCCCAGUGCCUCCCAUUCCUAUCGUUCUUAGGCACUCCUUCCUUUUCCCUUUGGCUUGCUGUUUAAUUGGUUUAGUAGACUAAACCAAACUAUGCACCUGUUUGGAUGAUUUGAACUCGAGGUGAGUGUGGAAGAGGAAGAAAAGAGGGCCUAGGAGCAAUGGGCAUGGGAACAUAGAGGAAGGCCUAGGAUGCAGAGAUCUCAUUUUCAGUCUUCCUGAUGCCUCCCAUGCCUGUUGUUCUUAGGUGCUCCUUCCUCUUUCUUUCAUCUUACACAGAAAACAAAAAGAUAAAUGGUGUUAUUUCUUUUUAAAAAUGGUCUAAUACUGUUAUUCACAAGGCCAUUUUCAUUUUCAUUGUUUCUCUGGUAAGGUUCAAUUCAUGCAUAACUUAAGAUAAUGCUUUGUUAAUUAUAAUUAUUUCAGUUUCAGAUUCAUUGGCAUGUUAGUCUACUGAUAAGUUAAGGUGAUGGCUUGACUGUUAGGCUAUGUCCAGCACACCAGAUUAUGUUCUAAUUCCAUUUUCAUCGAGAAAUGUUCUAAUUUCAUUAGCAGAACAAAAUAACCACAUAAUUGUGAAGUGUUCUGGAUGUAAUUACAUACUCCACCAAGAUUUGUGAAGUAGUUUGAAAACUGGCUAGCACAUGAAAUCUUGUCAGGAAGAUAUACAUGUAUGUUAUUUCACAGAACAUGCCACAUGUAUUUGCAACUAAAUUUUCUUCUAUGAAUAAGGAUUGCAAAGUAUAGAGAGAAAAAAGACGAUGAUGAUACACAUGACAUAAACAUUGUACUCUGACGGUAUUUGAAUCAGUGAGCACAGCACAAUCAAAGCAAUUACCCUGCCAAAUUUAAAUCAAAUGACCCAGAAAUGCCGACAUGUCUUGGCCUUCCGAGUUACCAACGGACCGUAGUUUAUUGUAUCUGAUAGUAAUUGGGAAAAAUAUUAUCUGAUAAUUUUAUCAAUUGUGAAAUAAUUUUUUCUUCCUUUUUGAGAAACAGAAAACUGGGGAGCUCCAUGUGAGAUGUUCUAAUAAGUGGAAGAAAGUCAAAUUGAUAGCUAUGUCUUCUUGUACAUAAUUUGAACUUUUUGUUGCUAGCCUGAACAAUUAUUGGUUUUGCAUUUACAUAGCCAAUGAUUACAGCUCUCCUGCUUUCUGGUUCCAACUAUUACAGUUAUCACUGUUUUAUUGUUGUUUGCUCUUAACCUGAAUUAUACAGCUCUCCUUAUGUUUGAACAGUUACAGUUGUCAGUGUCUUAUUGCUUGCUUUAGUUAUAAUGUGGCCAAGUUCUUAUACAUUUUAACUUAUAGCAUCUAAUUGCUUUUAAACAGCAUGCGUUAUCUCUGAUGUGGGGUGUGUUUCCAUUGGUUCUCCUUCCUCUUCCUUCAGCUCACACAACAAUACACAGGAGGAGGGGUGUGUUUCCAUUGCUGAUCUGGCCAUUUUUCCUCGAUGAUUAUUUGGCAUGACUCUCUACAUUAGCUUAUGAUGAUGGUUUGGUUAAUUGUAAUAUUCAUAUUCUUUGGCAUCAUUGAGUGUGUGCAUAAAUUAAGAUAAUGACAUGCUUAGUCUACACAUAGAUUAAGAUGAUGGCUUGUUCAGUAUCACACGUUUGCCUACAAGUUCAUAUGGUAUUUGAUUGCUCAUAUUGCAGAAGCUCAAUAAAACAAAAUAUCGGGCUGGUGAUGAAUUGACACCUGCUGAUUUGAUGUUUGUUCAUAUUCUCACACACAUAACUUUUCAGGAUCUUGAUGAGAAAUGCAUCAGCUCCAGACCCAUCCACCCAGGAUACUUGGGGCACUAAACUUUGGUGAAGCUGCUGCCCGGCUACAAGGUAGCAAUUGGCAAGUACUCAGCAUCUGGAACAAGUACUGGGCAUGUUGUAAAUGUUCAAUAUCUUCUGUCAUAUUGUGGACAGACUAGUAACAGGCCUGGCCAUAUGCAUUUGUGUUUUGCUAAUGUGUAAUAUCUGUAUCCGUUGGUUAAUCAUACUUUAUUAUUAUUCCAGAGCAUUUCAUGUCCGAAAUUACCUGUUA